Ceratotherium simum simum (southern white rhinoceros) is the source of this 1084-nucleotide messenger RNA. RefSeq names its product lysosomal protein transmembrane 5 (gene LAPTM5). Lineage: Eukaryota; Metazoa; Chordata; Mammalia; Perissodactyla; Rhinocerotidae. Gene Ontology annotation, cellular component: lysosomal membrane. The record is from RefSeq and is a predicted model, not a curated record.
CAGUCGGCAGCUUCCCCUUUUCUGCCCUGCUCCGGGAGCCGGGCUCCUUCCCUUCAGUGCCUCAGAGGAGGGGACAGCAGCACCAUGGCCCCCCGCACGGCUGCCGUCCGCCAGACCUGCUGCUGCUUCAAUGUCCGCAUUGCCACCACCGCCCUGGCCAUCUACCAUGUGAUCAUGAGUGUGUUGCUGUUCAUCGAGCACUCAGUGGAGGUGGCCCGUGGCAAGGCCUCUUGCAAGCUCCCGCAGAUGGGCUACCUCAGGAUCGCCGACCUGAUCUCCAGCUUCCUGCUCAUCACCAUGCUCUUUGUCAUCAGCUUGAGCCUGCUCAUCGGAGUGGUCAAGAACCGGGAGAAGUACCUGCUGCCCUUCCUGUCCCUGCAAAUCAUGGACUUCCUCCUGUGCCUGCUUACCCUGCUGGGCUCCUACAUCGAGCUGCCCGCCUACCUCAAGUUUGCCUCCCGGAGCAGCCGUUCCGGCCCCUCCAAGGUGCCACUGAUGACCCUGAAGCUGCUGGACUUCUGCCUGAGCAUCCUGACCCUCUGCAGCUCCUACAUGGAAGUGCCCACCUAUCUCAACUUCAAGUCCAUGAACCACAUGAAUUACCUCCCCAGCCAGGAGGGUAUGGCUCGUAACCAGUUCGUCAAGAUGAUGAUCAUCUUCUCCAUUGCCUUCAUCACGGUCCUCAUCCUGAAGGUCUACAUGUUCAAGUGCGUGUGGAGAUGCUACAGAUUCAUAAAGUACAUGAACUCGGCCGAGGAGAGGACCAGCAAGACGCUCCAGAAGGUGGUCCUGCCGUCCUACGAGGAAGCCCUGGCUCUGCCGUGCAAGACUCCAGAGGGGAGCCCAGCGCCGCCCCCAUACUCAGAAGUGUGACGCCCGCCAGGCCUCAGCCCUGGUGCUAGGAGGGGCGGAGGUGCCUCGUAAUCCGCUUCUUCGCUUUGGUGGCCCCUGUGGCCUGGGAGAACCGCCUGGCUGACUUCAGGACAAUCCGCUUGUGUCCCCCUCGCUGCCUGCUUUUCCCGCGGGGCCUGGGAGAUGCUCACCAUUGGGCCAACCCUUCAGGCUGAAGGACUCCUUGGGUCUC